Molecule: messenger RNA, 651 nt
Organism: Dioscorea cayenensis subsp. rotundata (Guinea yam)
Lineage: Eukaryota; Viridiplantae; Streptophyta; Magnoliopsida; Dioscoreales; Dioscoreaceae
Product: WRKY transcription factor WRKY51-like
Exons: 3
Coding region: 1-651 (216 amino acids)
Biological process (GO): regulation of DNA-templated transcription
Cellular component (GO): nucleus
Molecular function (GO): DNA-binding transcription factor activity; transcription cis-regulatory region binding
Source: RefSeq, a predicted model, not a curated record
AUGGAGGCGGUGGCGGUGGCCGGAGUUUUGAGCUUGAAAAAACUAAUAACAAUGCUUACUUCAAAGCAAAGCAAGCACAAAGCAUCAUUGGAGAAGGAGAAGGAGAAGAUGAUGGAUUUGGACACUCAAGCAAUGGCCAACAAGGCCAUGUCUGAGUUCCAUAAGCUUAUCAAUCUUCUUGGCCAAACUUGCUCCGGCCAUGCCCGGUUCCGGCGAGCUCCGUUCAUGUUCAAGUCCUCCUUGUCCUGUUCCAAUAUGGUUUAUGCUCCUCAGCCAUUGCAAUGCCUUCCUCCAAGAGCUCUGGAUAAUGGCUUUGUUAAGAGGAGGAAGGGGAAAGGAAGGAUGAGGAGGAUGGUGAGAGUGCCGGCUGUGAAUAUGAAAAUGGUUAAUGUGCCUUCUGAUCAUUUCUCUUGGAGAAAAUAUGGUCAGAAACCAAUCAAAGGCUCACCAUAUCCAAGAGGUUAUUACAGAUGUAGCAGCAUGAGUGGAUGUCCAGCAAGAAAACAUGUUGAACGAGCAGUGGAUGAACCAGAAAUGUUGAUGAUAACCUAUGAAGGUGAGCAUAAUCAUGUCCAUUUGCCAAACAUUAAUGUAGCUCAUGAGGAACUUUGUCCACAUGAUGAAGAUCAAUUAGUUUUGGGUCUUAGGUAA